AUGCAGAACAAUGAAAACAAAUCCCAAAAAACCUAUACACAACAAAUUCUCCAUAAAGAAUUCUUCCAAGCAAGACCGAGAUCCUUUUCUUUUAGUGGCCGCCCAAGCAGUGAUAUGCAAUCUGAAGAUGCAGAUUUAUGGAGUCCGCCAGGUCAGACGGACAUCUUCCAACAACAAAAGGAUGAACAACCAAUCAACGAAUGGCAGCGAGACAAAGUACCAAAUAAAAAACGUAAAAGACCCGACAGCCCAACGGAAAGUGUAAUUAAACAGAAGUACACAAGACAAGUCAACUAUAAAGUUCCUGUUCGAAACCAAUUCGACAUCCUUAGCGACGAAGAUCCUGAAAUCGCACCUAAAACUAAAGAAUAUAUACCAAAACCAGAACCAAUUUUUGUGACUGAUAUUGUCAACAUAACACCCUUAAGGGAACUUAUAGUCAUAGUUAAGUUUAUAGUCAUAGAUAAGUUUACAACGUUUGUACGAUGA
This is a messenger RNA of Parnassius apollo (apollo), 489 nucleotides long. NCBI's taxonomy places the organism in Eukaryota, Metazoa, Arthropoda, Insecta, Lepidoptera, Papilionidae. The record is from the annotation of a GenBank genome assembly.